AAUUAGGACUUUUAACUAAAGUCGGAGUCAGGGAGAUGUCUCGCGUUGGCGUUGGCCUGAGCCUAGUACAGUCGCAGAUAGUUGCCAAUAUAAAGACAAAGAAUACGAUCACUGCUCGGCAGAGCCACCGCCGAGAUCGCCGCCUCGCAGCAACCAUGGCCACUGCGUCGUCCGCUUAUCAGAAGCUCCUGAGCGUCGGAACCAAGAUCGUCGCCGUCGGCCGUAACUACGCCGCCCACGCCAAAGAACUCGGUAACGCUGUCCCCAAGGAACCGGUGUUGUUUAUGAAGCCGACAUCCUCGUAUUUGGAAAAUGGAGGGACGAUAGAGAUUCCGCCCCCUCUGGAGUCGCUGGAUCAUGAGGUGGAGCUUGCGGUGGUGAUCAGCCAGAAGGCUCGGGACGUUCCUGAGGCUACUGCUAUGGACUAUGUUGGAGGUUAUGCACUUGCACUGGAUAUGACUGCAAGGGAAAUUCAGGCUUCCGCAAAGUCUGCAGGUCUUCCUUGGACUGUAGCUAAAGGGCAGGACACUUUCACACCAAUUAGCUCUGUUCUACCCAGAUCAAUUGUGCCAGACCCACAUGACUUAGAAUUGUGGUUAAAGGUAGAUGGAGAAAUUCGACAGAAAGGUUCAACCCAGGAUAUGAUUUUUAAGAUCCCUUAUUUGAUUAGCCACAUAAGCUCUAUCAUGACACUUCUGGAAGGAGAUGUUAUUCUAACAGGCACGCCUCAAGGCGUUGGCCCUGUCAAAGCAGGCCAGAAGAUAACUGCUGGCAUAACAGACCUACUGGACGUUCACUUUGAUGUUGGGAUCCGCGAAAGAUCCCACAGAAAUUGAGCUGAAGCUAGGCACUAAAUGCCGUAUUAAUGAAAUCACGUUUUCUGGUAUGUGGCCGGUGGCCACCCUCCCUACAGAGUCAACAUGGUGAUUUUGACAGAUUGUUGUCUGAACCUUGUUCGAUUAAGUUAAACUGAGGUACCCAUUUAAGGCAACGUCAGAUGAACAUGUUGGGUUGAUUGUCAAUUGUACCUUAGGUUACCGAUGGAGUUAAAAGAUUUUCCCACAAACUGUGGAUUAAAUGUCACCAUUGCAUGGUAAAAUAAGAAUUUAUAGUCCUGCAACGGGCUCGUGUAAUAAUAAAUAAGAUCAGGCUCAGAAGCCAUUUAUUAA
This is a messenger RNA of Diospyros lotus (date-plum), 1169 nucleotides long. RefSeq names its product probable acylpyruvase FAHD1, mitochondrial. Gene Ontology annotation, molecular function: acetylpyruvate hydrolase activity. Lineage: Eukaryota; Viridiplantae; Streptophyta; Magnoliopsida; Ericales; Ebenaceae. The coding region runs from base 36 to 836 and encodes 266 amino acids. Gene Ontology annotation, cellular component: mitochondrion. The record is from RefSeq and is a predicted model, not a curated record. The transcript has 7 exons.